AUGCCCGAGCUUCCCAACGUUCCAGGAACUGAACCCGAGCGUGCAGUCCUCGAUUCGUUCAGGACAGCAAUUGCCAGGCUCGUUUCUGACGCUCUACCACCACUUACAGUCGAACAGGCCUACCAGGGUGUCGACUAUGGAAAAAAGGGCGCUGACUUCACUGUUGCAGUGCCUCGCUUCCGUCUCUCCGGAAAAGUAGACGAGCUAGCAAAGAAGGUUUUAGAUAAGUUCCAACCAAACGAAUGGAUUGAGAAUGUCAUCCAUGAUAAAGCCUUCCUCCACUUCACCUGCCGGACCCCCUCAUUAGCCCGCCUUAUCCUCACACAAGUCCACGAUCUCACCUACAACACCGAGUCUCAUCAGCCGGAGUAUGGUACAAAUACGAGCGGAAAGGGCAAGAAGGCCGUCAUCGAGUACUCAUCACCAAAUAUCGCCAAGUCAUUUCACGUCGGACACUUGCGCAGCACGAUUAUCGGCGCUUUCCUCACAAACCUGUAUCAGGCGAACGGCUGGGAGGUUACUUCACUCAACUACCUUGGUGACUGGGGUACUCAGUUCGGUCUCAUCGCCGUCGGCUUCGAGAAAUACGGAAACGAGGAGGAGCUCCAGACGGACGCUAUCAAGCACUUGCUUGAGAUCUACAUCAAGGUCAACGCCGAUGCGGAGAAGGAUCCGAGUGUCAAGGUUGAGGCCGCUAAAUUUUUCAAGCGUAUGGAGGAUGGUGACGAGUCCGCACUAGUCAACUGGCGGAAAUGGCGAGAACUGUCCAUCAAGAAGUAUGCUGAGGAGUACGACCGAUUGAAUGUCCACUUCGACGAGUACAUUGGCGAGAGCUUGGUCGGAAAGGAGUGGCAGGCUAAGGCUAUUGAGCGACUCGAGGAGAUGAACCUCAUCGAGGACCACGAGGGAGCCAAGCUCGUUAACCUUGAAAAGUGGAAGAUGGGUCGUGCAGUCCUCCGGAAAAAGGACGGUACAUCGAUCUAUCUUACCCGUGAUAUUGGUGGCGCCAUUGAGCGGUACGAGAAGCACAAGUUCGACAGGAUGAUCUAUGUUAUCUCCUCGCAGCAAGACCUUCACAUGCAGCAGUUUAUGAAGGUCAUAAAACUCAUGGAGUUCCCUUGGGCCGAUCGCAUCGAGCACAUUAACUACGGUCUCGUGCUCGGCAUGUCCACCCGUAGGGGUACUGUCGUCUUCCUGGACCAGAUUAUCCAAGAAGCUGCGUCGGUUAUGCACGAGCACAUGAGGCAGAACGAGGAGAAAUAUGCUGCAAUCGAGAACCCUGAGUACGUCGCGCAAGAGGUCGGCAUUUCCGGUAUUAAAAUCCAGGAUAUGGCUGCCAAACGGCAAGUAGGAUCGCUUAAUGCCAGAGUUCCUCUACUGACAAUCAACAACUACACCUUCAACUGGGACCGUAUGCUCUCCUUCGAGGGCGACACUGGCCCUUACCUCCAAUAUGCACACGUCCGACUCGCCUCCAUCGAGCGUAACAAUCCCCAGCUCAUACCCCUCCCCGCCCCAGCUGCUAUCAACACUGACCUCCUCGUUGAGCCUUCCGCACGCGACAUUAUCUUUCUCCUCGGUUCGUACCCCGAUGUCGUCAAAACCGCGCUCAAGACGUCCGAGCCGAGCACGGUCGUCACCUUCUGCUUCCGCCUCGCACAUGCGAUCUCAAGUGCAUGGGAGACUGUUAUCGUCAGGGGCGAACAGGACGUAGAGAAGGCGCGAGCUCGCAUGUGGCUGUACCUUUGCACGCGGGACGUACUUGGUGCGGCAAUGCGGCUGCUCACGCUCCGCCCAUUAGAGCGCAUGUAA
Molecule: messenger RNA, 1812 nt
Organism: Phanerochaete carnosa HHB-10118-sp
Lineage: Eukaryota; Fungi; Basidiomycota; Agaricomycetes; Polyporales; Phanerochaetaceae
Exons: 5
Coding region: 1-1812 (603 amino acids)
Biological process (GO): mitochondrial translation; arginyl-tRNA aminoacylation
Cellular component (GO): mitochondrion; cytoplasm
Molecular function (GO): ATP binding; arginine-tRNA ligase activity
Source: RefSeq, a predicted model, not a curated record